AGCUGUACAUGGAGAUCUUGCUGGGAAAGUCCGCUGGCUCCCCUCACGUCACCCAGCCCGGGAGAACCGCCGCCGCCGCCCGGAGCCGCCUCGGCCACCGCGCAGACCCCGCCGAGAGCCCGAGCGGCCGCCCGCGAGCUCCACGGCGCGUUCAGGGCCCCAGACCCUCGCCCCGAAAGGAGAGGAUCUGAGAAAAUGGAUGCACUGAGACCUCUCUGAAAAGCCCCCGAGACAGCCCGAGAGGAGCGAGGACACGUUACUCGCAGCUAAAAUCACAUUCCAGGACCAAAACAACAACAACAACCAACAUUUCAUUAAAACAAUAAGCGCCCAAGAACCCAGAUCGGGCUGGUGGGGGAGGGGAAGAGGCGGGAAGGGGAGGGUCGCACGGAGGUAGCUGUGCAGUGAGCAGGCGACCCCGCCGCCUCCCCGCAGAGCCGGGCCCGCCGCUCCAGCCGCGGCUCAGACUCGCGCCCGGAUUCCGGCUUAGCUCCGGGGCCGGCCCGCGGCCCGGGCGAGGAGCCCGGCGACCCCGCGGAGCAGCGUCGCGGGAGCCCCGGCACCCUUGCAUGAGCACGAGAGGAUUCGGCCUCCGCGCCGCAGCUGAGGAAGCAGGAGCCGCAGCGCGGGCCGUGGAGCGCGGCGGGAGCCGGCGGCGGCGACCAGGGGCGCACGGUGCCGGGACCAGCUCGCUGGUCAUGGGGAGCCGGCGGCCGCGGCGCUGCUGAGGCGGCGGCUGGCCAGGCGGGGCCGGGCCGGGCUGCAGCAGCCCCCUCUGCGGCUGCCGGGCGGGCCGGGCGCCCGGGGCUGGGGGUGGGGUGGGGGAGGCCGGCGAGCGCCGGAGCAGGGGCCCGGGCCGAGGGCGCGGCGGGGCUGCGCGCACGCUGGGGCGCGUGGAGGGGCGCGGAGGGCGACAUGAGUCUGGUAGGGGGCUUUCCCCACCACCCGGUGGUGCACCAUGAGGGCUACCCGUUCGCCGCCGCCGCCGCCGCCGCUGCCGCCGCCGCCGCCAGCCGCUGCAGCCACGAGGAGAACCCCUACUUCCACGGCUGGCUCAUCGGCCACCCCGAGAUGUCGCCCCCCGACUACAGCAUGGCCCUGUCCUACAGCCCGGAGUAUGCCAGCGGCGCUGCCGGGCUGGACCACUCCCAUUACGGGGGGGUGCCGCCGGGCGCCGGGCCCCCGGGCCUGGGGGGGCCGCGCCCGGUGAAGCGCCGGGGCACCGCCAACCGCAAGGAGCGGCGCAGGACUCAGAGCAUCAACAGCGCCUUCGCCGAGCUGCGCGAGUGCAUCCCCAACGUGCCCGCCGACACCAAGCUCUCCAAGAUCAAGACGCUGCGCCUGGCCACCAGCUACAUCGCCUACCUCAUGGACCUGCUGGCCAAGGACGACCAGAACGGCGAGGCGGAGGCCUUCAAGGCGGAGAUCAAGAAGACAGACGUGAAGGAGGAGAAGCGGAAGAAGGAGCUGAACGAAAUCUUGAAAAGCACAGUGAGCAGCAACGACAAGAAGACCAAGGGGCGGACGGGCUGGCCGCAGCACGUCUGGGCCCUGGAGCUCAAGCAGUGAGGAGGAGGAGGAGGCGGCGGCGGGGAGCCGAGCGAGCCGGGCCCAGGCGCCAGCUGCAGACCCAGGACUCCGGGCAGGCCCUCCUCGCCCGGCUCCGAGGACUCCUUGCGUUUGGAAUCAUCCUGUUUAUUUAUGUGCAAUUUCCUUCCCCUCUCCUUGACCCCCCCUUUGAGGCACCGCUCCCCACCUCCCCCCUCCAAAAAAAAAAAAGUGGAUAUUUGAAGAAAAGCAUUCCAUAUUUUAAUAUGAAGAGGACGCUCCCGCGUGGUAAGGGACCCCGUCCGUCGUCUCGUAGCUUCUCGGUGUGAAUGUCCCCUCGGCUGUGUAGACACCAGCGCUGCCCCCUACCCUCUUGCCCAGCCCCUCCCAGAUAAAGACAGCGGACACUAGUGCCUUUGUGAAGUGUGUCUUUAAUACUUGGCCUUUGGAUAUAAAUAUUCCUGGGGAUUAUAAAGUUUUAUUUCGACGCGGAACGCAGGGCCGCCGGCGCUCCGGGCGGGCCGGUGUCUAGCGCUGCCCUGUCCCCUGUCCGAAGAUGCUCUCCGCGACAGCCACGCGUUUCGUGCACUUCCGUCCUCUAAAACUAAGUGGGAUUUAAUUAACAUGGAAGGUGUAAACGUUGUAAGUAUUCAAUAAACCACUGUGUUUGUUUUUU
Molecule: messenger RNA, 2224 nt
Organism: Microcebus murinus (gray mouse lemur)
Lineage: Eukaryota; Metazoa; Chordata; Mammalia; Primates; Cheirogaleidae
Gene: HAND2
Product: heart and neural crest derivatives expressed 2
Biological process (GO): regulation of transcription by RNA polymerase II; heart development
Molecular function (GO): RNA polymerase II transcription regulatory region sequence-specific DNA binding; protein dimerization activity; DNA-binding transcription factor activity, RNA polymerase II-specific
Source: RefSeq, a predicted model, not a curated record